Molecule: messenger RNA, 922 nt
Organism: Perognathus longimembris pacificus (Pacific pocket mouse)
Lineage: Eukaryota; Metazoa; Chordata; Mammalia; Rodentia; Heteromyidae
Product: cell division cycle-associated protein 4-like
Exons: 2
Coding region: 200-910 (236 amino acids)
Cellular component (GO): nucleus
Molecular function (GO): transcription regulator activity
Source: RefSeq, a predicted model, not a curated record
CGCCCCGGCGGGUUUGAACGGAGGCCCGCUCCGCGUUCGGCCAAUCGGCGGGCGGGCGGCCGGGCUAUGGCGGCCCUUUGUGGGCGCUGAGUGGCUCCGGCGCCGAGCUGAGCGGCGGGCCGGCCUCGCGACGCAGGGUCAGGACCUGGCUGGGUGCGGAGGUGGGCUGAAUGGUGUCUUCCUUGGUUUCCACAGCACGAUGUUUGCACGCGGGCUGAAGAGGAGGUGUGACCAGGAGGAGGCGGCAGAGGGCUUUGGCACCGCCCCGUCCUACAGCCUCCAGCGGCAGUCGCUCCUGGACAUGUCCCUGGUCAAGCUGCAGCUCUGCCACAUGCUGGUGGAGCCCAACCUCUGCCGCUCGGUCCUCAUCGCCAACACCGUCCGGCAGAUCCAGGAGGAGAUGAGCCGGGACGGCGCGUGGCACGCCGGGGCGCCGCCGGGCGCGGGGCGGGCGCCGCUGGACCGCCUGGUGUCCACGGAGGUGCUGUGCCGCACGGCCCGGGGCCCUCCGGGGGCGCCGCCCGCCCCCGGGUCCGGAGAGGGCCCCUCGCGGGCGCCGGCCCCCGAACUCUGCACGGCCGGCCCGGCCCCCGAGCCGCGGGACCCUCGGAGCAGCCUGUGGGAGAUGGGCAGCGCGCGGGAGAGCAGGGGGGGCUUCCCCAAGGCCCUGGACCAGAUAUUUGAGACCCUGGAGAGCAAACCCCCCGGCUGCAUGGAGGAGCUGUUCUCCGACGUGGAGAGCUCCUACUACGACCUGGACACGGUGCUGACGGGCGUGGUGGGCGGCUCCAAGCCGGGCCUGUGCGGCGGGCUCGAGGGCUUCGCGGCAGCCCCGGCUCCCCCCGCCGCGGGCUGCAAGUCGGACCUGGCCGAGCUGGACCACGUGGUGGAGAUCCUGGUGGAGACCUGAGGAGAGGCCCCC